AAAAAAACCCCCCUACUAGCCACGUCUAACCCUAGAAUUCGCGAUUCCCCUGAUCCCCUCCUCCCUCCCGGCUUCACCCAAUCUUGCCGGCCGCCACACCGCUACUCAGAUCCAGCCUCCCCGCAUCUCGGCCUCCUCCAGCCGCUCCUCCUCUACCUCGUCCUCCGCCAAGCUUCGCCUCACCGCGGCCGGGGACUCCUCUGCCACCACCUUCACAUCCUCCUACUUGGGGGCGCGGCCCUCCGGCGCGGGGACAACCAGCGGGGCAGCAGCGCUGCGCCACCUCGUCUGCGUCCUCCGGUCGUGCCUCCCUCGCCACGGCACGGGCCUUGCUCCCGGAUUCGCCCGCGCUCUACCCGUUACAGAAGCGCGCCGCUGCCACCACGCAGGCGCUGUUCACGGCCGCAUCUCGCCCUCCGCCGUGGUGAUGUCGGACCCGGGCCUCCCUGGCCACCCCGACGGCGGUUUCCGUGGGCGGCUCGGCCCCUGGGCAACUACAGCGGCGUCCCUGGCCGCGGCGUCAAGUCGGCGCUGAAGCUGGAAGAGGGGGCUGUGUCACGGCAAUGAGGGAGGUGAAAGGAACAAGGAUUCGGCCUCGGCCUUGUCAUCCCCGUGCUCCUCCGCAGCGACGCAGCGCAAGGCCCCGGCAAUGUUGACAGCAAGCCGUGCCACUGCGUCGAACUCGUGGCCUUCUGCCCCUUCUCACUUCUCACUGAUUUACAGCAAACUGAUGGUGGUGUGGCUUCCUAAAUCAAUUUCAAGACAGGUGGCAAACAGUGUUCCUUCUAAAUUUCCUUCACUUUUGCUAACAGUGAGCAGGGUUCAAUUUCAAAGUGAGAAAAUGGGUGACCAGCAAAGUGAGCUAGAAGACUUGAAGCUGAAGUUUCAGGAAUCUGAAGUAGCAAGGGAGAAUCAAAGGGGAGAGAUUGAAACUUUGAAGAAGCAAGGGGAGAGAUUUUUUUUGCUUUGAGUACAUAGGGCUGUCUUGGCUGUUCAGUGAACCUGUUAUAGAGUGACUUGUCCUUUUUUUUUUGGGCUGUUUAUAUCGACUUGACAAGUGACGUUGGGCUGUGAUGUGCGCAUGAAUAUUAGUUUAUGACGAAUAUUUAUGACCAAUAUUGAGAAAACAUAUUUUAUGACAUAUUGCAUUCCAAACA
This is a messenger RNA of Panicum virgatum (switchgrass), 1157 nucleotides long. RefSeq lists its product as uncharacterized. The transcript is spliced from 4 exons. The record is from RefSeq and is a predicted model, not a curated record. NCBI's taxonomy places the organism in Eukaryota, Viridiplantae, Streptophyta, Magnoliopsida, Poales, Poaceae. Bases 650 to 970 code for a protein of 106 amino acids.